AUGAAUGGAAUAGUAACUAAGUUUUCUGUCGAGAACACCAAAUGGCAUGCAAAUAUCGUAAGCUUCCUUUUUGUCGAAAGAAUCUCCAUUCUUUGUGACGACAAAAGAGGUCGUGUCAUCCUCGUCGGUCUCUCCUGCCAGGACCACGAGCCAGUUGUUUGGUUCCAGUUGACUGACGAAAACCACUUUUUGAUCGUCAAAAGCGAAAUGGGCCUGUGGUUGAGACGCCUGGACUCCGAUUAUUUCAAUACUCGAUUCUUGGCCAACCAGGAGAGUGUUGUUGUCGAUCCAGCAAAAACAUGA
This is a messenger RNA of Ogataea philodendri, 303 nucleotides long. RefSeq lists its product as uncharacterized. The record is from RefSeq and is a predicted model, not a curated record. The coding region runs from base 1 to 303 and encodes 100 amino acids. The transcript has a single exon. Lineage: Eukaryota; Fungi; Ascomycota; Pichiomycetes; Pichiales; Pichiaceae.